GGCGGCUCUGGUGUAGUUGCUGAGCUCGUCUUCUGCCGUGUGCUUUCGGUUUGCGCGAGAAAGAAGAUGCCGGAUCCAGCCAAGUCUGCCCCCGCGCCCAAAAAGGGCUCGAAGAAGGCGGUGACGAAGGCGCAGAAGAAGGACGGCAAGAAGCGCAAGCGCAGCCGCAAGGAGAGUUACUCGGUGUACGUGUACAAGGUGCUGAAGCAGGUGCACCCCGACACGGGCAUCUCGUCCAAGGCCAUGGGCAUCAUGAACUCGUUCGUGAACGACAUCUUCGAGCGCAUCGCGGGCGAGGCGUCGCGCCUGGCGCACUACAACAAGCGCUCGACCAUCACGUCGCGGGAGAUCCAGACGGCCGUGCGCCUGCUGCUGCCCGGGGAGCUGGCCAAGCACGCCGUGUCCGAGGGCACCAAGGCCGUCACCAAGUACACCAGCUCCAAGUAAGGGUGUGGAAGAGACGCAGCGCUUCGACUUGUUAACCCAAAGGCUCUUUUCAGAGCCACCUAAAUUAUCAGAAAAGCGCUGUAAGUCUUGCCUGGGUUGAGGUGUGAGCACCACCCCAAAUAUAUUUUGGGUGGAACCUUUUAGCCUUUUCUAAUGUGUUAUGAGCAUGUCAAUUUAAUGUUUCAUGCCUCCAGAGAACGUCACCCACCUCUCACUUCCAUGAGAUAUUUGGGAAUAAAGAUCUUUGUGUGUGAUGUGGAA
Molecule: messenger RNA, 708 nt
Organism: Jaculus jaculus (lesser Egyptian jerboa)
Lineage: Eukaryota; Metazoa; Chordata; Mammalia; Rodentia; Dipodidae
Product: histone H2B type 1-H
Exons: 1
Coding region: 67-447 (126 amino acids)
Cellular component (GO): nucleosome
Molecular function (GO): protein heterodimerization activity; DNA binding; structural constituent of chromatin
Source: RefSeq, a predicted model, not a curated record